AUGGUUCUCGCCAUGCUGGGGGCUCUGUACCCCAGGGCUGGGCUCAGUCUCUUCCUUUUUUACCUCAUCCUGGCAGGCGCACUCCUUCGACCUCAGCCCCAGAGGUCUCAGCGAUCUGUCCCUGAGGAAUUUUCAGCCCCGCUGGAACUCCUGCAGCCGCUCUCAGACCUAGUGGAUGACUAUGGGAUCAGACCCAAGCACCCUUGGCCACGAGGGCCCCGACCCCUUCUCUCACAGGCCCAGCAGCGCAAGCGGGACGGGCCCAACAUGGCUGACUAUUACUAUGACGUGAACCUGUGA
Alexandromys fortis (reed vole) is the source of this 300-nucleotide messenger RNA. RefSeq names its product Frey regulator of sperm-oocyte fusion 1 (gene Frey1). The record is from RefSeq and is a predicted model, not a curated record. Gene Ontology annotation, biological process: fusion of sperm to egg plasma membrane involved in single fertilization; sperm-egg recognition. Gene Ontology annotation, cellular component: endoplasmic reticulum membrane. Bases 1 to 300 code for a protein of 99 amino acids. The transcript has 3 exons. Lineage: Eukaryota; Metazoa; Chordata; Mammalia; Rodentia; Cricetidae.